AUGUCCAGCCUAUCAGCGUCAAGCUUAUUUGGUUUGCUGGUUACCCCCCUGAUGGAAUGUGCCUACGUGUUUCAUCUCUUUCCGAUGCGGCAUGUAUCGAACAUGGAGCGCCAAGUAGUCGUGGCUUACAAUUAUGAUAACCCGACGUAUGAAGUCUAUAAACCCAAAGUUCAUGGCCAGUUCCCCGACAUCGAAGAUCAAUCUGAUAUUUUUGCGACGUCCCACACAUUCAGGGGUCCUGGAACAUAUGUCAAGGCGUACUGCUCCUUUUCCCUUUCAACAAUGGACAUAGUGGGAGAAAUAUUUCAGGGUCAAACUCCUGUGACCGACACAUCACACGUAAACUUUGGUGCAUAUGAAAGGCAAGAAAACGAAUGUCUGAAACACAUUAAAGGAUUGACGGCUAGAGAAGAUGAGACAGAGGGCUUAAAAAUAUCACGAAUUCGGAAGCACAAAGGUUGUUUAGAUCUCACGCUAGCUCGCCUCGCCUAUCGUGGCUUGAUAUCGAUCGAAGGCACGUAUUCUGGAUAUGCUCCUACGGGAAUAUCAGGGGUGACAAAGGUCGAUGCUGAUUGUCCUAUCGAUAUUGGGAGCGUUAUUUUCGCUAAACAAAUCUUCAAUUGGAAUAUCGGACGAAAAGGUACACAUGCAUUCGCUUGGUACAUGGGCCACCUACAUGUCUUUGAAUGGUUCAAUCAGGGUGACCAUUGGCGCCCAAUCACUGAUAUCAGUACGCCUCGGAAAAAUCAUCAUAUAAUUUUAACUACUUUUUUUGCGGAUCACAAGGUGACCCUGGAUUUCACGUGUCGCGAUAGGCGGGCCGCAUACUCAUAUGAAAAGAAAGGCAGCAACGGUAGAUGGGCAAGCUACGUGCGUUCGAGAAGCAGUGAUCCAAGAGAUGAUGUGGCGGAUUGUUUGACAAUCAGUGCGGUUGAUGCGUUGCGUAACUACGACUUUGGCUUGUUCCACUCACCCGUUCCAUUCAUAUAUCAUGGUGCGAUGGGCUAA
Blumeria graminis f. sp. triticale is the source of this 1008-nucleotide messenger RNA. Lineage: Eukaryota; Fungi; Ascomycota; Leotiomycetes; Helotiales; Erysiphaceae. The record is from the annotation of a GenBank genome assembly.